GAGGCUUUUCCAUUUUAAAUUGCUUCCGUGUUUACCUCUCGACCUCCGAAAGCCAAACAACAUCAAACAAACCUCGUCUUAAUUCCUCCUCCUCUUCCUUCCUUCCUUCCACCUAUGUUAAUGGGUGAGUAAUUUACCUGUGGUGAGACAUGCCGAUGUCGACUAGAAUUGCUUCCGUCCUCCUCCUCCUCCUCCUUUCUUCCAUGUUCGCAGGAGUUCUCCCGCACAAGAGCAAAGACAUCAUCGAUGGCCCCUUGAUCACUUCCAAGAUCAAAACCAAUAGGACCAUCCUUGUGGGUCCUUCCGAGGAAUUCAAGACGGUGCAGGCCGCCGUUGAUGCGGUCCCCAUGGGUAACUCAGAUUGGAUCAUCGUCCAUUGCAGGUCUGGCAUCUACAGAGAGAAAGUGGUGAUCCCGAAGGAGAAGCAGUAUAUAUUCCUCAGAGGAAAUGGAAAAGGAAGGACCGCAAUCGUGUGGGAUGAUAGCUCAACCAAUAACACUCUCUCUGCGACCUUCACUGUUUGGGCUGAUAACUUCGUUGCCUUUGGCAUUAGCUUCAAGAAUGAUGCCCUCAUCGCCGUUGCCGACGCUCCACAUAACCAGUCAGUCGCAACCAUGGUGGCCGGAGAUAAGGUAGCAUUCUACCAUUGCGCCUUCUACAGCCCACACAAUACCCUGUUCGACUACAAGGGUCGGCACUACUACGAGAGUAGCUACAUCCAAGGCAACAUCGAUUUCAUCUUCGGCCGUGGGCAGUCUAUAUUCCAGAGUUGUGAGAUCUUUGUGCUGCAUGACAAGAGAAUCAAGAUACUUGGCUCCAUCACUGCUCAGAACAGGCCGUCUUCAGAUGACAGCAGUGGCUUUGUCUUCCUCAAAGGCAAGGUGUACGGGGUGGGAGACGCGUAUCUUGGUCGAGCAAAGGGGCCUCACUCUCGUGUCAUCUUUGCUAAAAGUUAUCUCUCCAGGACCGUCACAGCUGCAGGGUGGACUAAUUGGAGUUAUGAUGGCAGCACAGACAAUUUACUGUACGGAGAGUACGACUGUCGUGGUCCGGGGAGCAACACAACUCUUCGAGUUCCUUGGUCGAAGCAACUCAACGAAGAAGAGGCUUCACCUUUCAUCACCAUAGACUUCAUCGAUGGCAAGGAAUGGUUACCAGUAUACUACUAGAAAUGCUGCUCCUCUGCACUACUGUAAUAAAGCUUUAAGCGUUGCGAUUACUAUGGUUUGGUUGUACUAAGACCCAGCAAGUACACUGUUCCUCCUCCGUGAAUUCUCCGAGGAGGAGGAUCUAUUAAACCUGGACAUUAGUCAUUCAGUCUCCAUCAAACUCAAUGCUACCCCUGCCUCGAGAGUUGUUUUUUGGCUUCAAGGUGACUUCCGUAAGACCUCUCGUGCACAUAUCUUCCCAGACCUCGACGGAGGUUGUGCAGGUAGGGCCACGAGAAAGAUGUUUUUGUGAAGGUGGCCAUUGGUGAUGCCUUUCCUUCCCUUCCC
This is a messenger RNA of Musa acuminata subsp. malaccensis (wild Malaysian banana), 1496 nucleotides long. Lineage: Eukaryota; Viridiplantae; Streptophyta; Magnoliopsida; Zingiberales; Musaceae. The record is from RefSeq and is a predicted model, not a curated record.